Messenger RNA from Prorocentrum cordatum, 1556 nucleotides. The record is from the annotation of a GenBank genome assembly. NCBI's taxonomy places the organism in Eukaryota, Dinophyceae, Prorocentrales, Prorocentraceae.
GGAAUCUAACAGCAGAGCGGACCCCAUGCUGAUGUUCGCAUCGUUCCCGCUGCAGCUGCUGCUGCUACCUGUCGCCCUCCGUAGCCCUGCUUCUGCCCGAGGCGCUCCGUGAACCCCCCAAUCAAGUAUCCUUUACUUCCGUACUGCGAUGCCCCGCUGCGCGGCCGCGCUCCUGCUCCUGGCGCUCCCGCGCGCCCUGGGGCUCCAGGUCCAGGAGGGCGCGGAUCCGGAUCCGGAGCAGGCCCGGGAGGACGAGCUGAAGUACUCGACGGUCACCGGGCCGGCCUCGGGCGACCCGAAGAUCUUGGGACUGUACGGCAAGCGCUUCCAGAUCCACCGCCCGGGAGAUCACGCGCUGCUGGUUGUGCCCAACGCCAAGAAGCGCCACGGCAGCCUGCUGGAGGUGUCGGCGCUUGUGAAGGAGCUGGAGAUCGGGGACCCGUGCCUGCUGUUCAUCAAGAAGAUCACCCUGACCGGCAGCUGGCUCGGCGGCACGACCGUGCAGGUGCGCGCGCAGGGCACCAGCUCCGACUUCGCGCUGAAGGUGGACCCGAAGAAGCACGACAGCCCCUGGAAGCCCUUCAAGAACAUGACCGGGUGGGAGCAGUUCAUCCACAAGGACGAGGGCUCCGGCAUGGUCACCACGGUCAAGGGCGUGAUCGGCAGGCGCGAGGGCCACAGCGAGGACAUCAAGGGGCCCUUCGAGCACCGCUUCCUGUUCCGCGUGGGCACGGAGGACCAGAAGGCCAGGAAGCUCGAGAUCGACGUCGCGAUGCCGAAGCCCGGGCGCCAGUACCUGACCGUCAAGGUGGCACACGUGAAGGGUCUCGGCGAGGAGAGGAGCAAGAGCCUGCAGGGCCUCCUGGGGCUCGACAGCAAGGCAGUGACCAAGUCCUACGAGACCCACCAGAAGAGCCUGGAAGUCCGCGAUGAGUGCAAGGACUCGGCCACCGGGACCAAGGCGUCCGAGCUGCUGGCACUGUCUGGCGGCCUCUCCCGCGCCAUCGCCCACUGGGAGUGAGCGCGGCUGCUUCGGGCUGCACGACGCCAUUUUGCAAGCGCAUGGAGCAAAAACGAUGCGCAACCUUCGGGGUGCAAUCCAUAGGUUGCAAUUCGUGUUGCUCUUUAUGGAGCGCAAUCCAUGGGAUGCAACGUACGGUGCACAGAUUCUGGGGGCAACCCGUGGGGUACAUUUGAAUGUCUGCGCGUUAAUUUUCAAGAACGGGGGAUCAUCUACGGGAUGCCGUGCAUGGCCCUGUGCGGACGGCACCAUCCCCAAGGGUGGGACCCCACGGGUGAGACCCGUGUGCGUUCUACAGUCGCGUUUGAUUAGUAAGUCGACCCUUCUAAAUUAAGGGUGCUCUUGUGUCCUGCGUUUCACGCCCACGACGUCUGCAUUCCUGCUGCAAUGUGGCCCUUGAAUGGGUAUUGUGUCCUCUGGCGCUCUGGCGUGUCCCUUCCAUUUAGACACGAUUGCAUCCUCUACUGACUAGAGGCUCUCCACUCUUGGCCCACCAGUCUCUACCUUAUACUCUCUGCUGUCCUGCUAUUUGCGC